Molecule: messenger RNA, 2725 nt
Organism: Homalodisca vitripennis (glassy-winged sharpshooter)
Lineage: Eukaryota; Metazoa; Arthropoda; Insecta; Hemiptera; Cicadellidae
Gene: Trc8
Product: protein TRC8 homolog
Exons: 9
Coding region: 329-2299 (656 amino acids)
Biological process (GO): ERAD pathway
Cellular component (GO): endoplasmic reticulum; endomembrane system
Molecular function (GO): ubiquitin protein ligase activity
Source: RefSeq, a predicted model, not a curated record
CAGGUUGCUCAGGUUGCUGUUGCCUGUCCCAGAGUCAAAGUGUUGAGUAACCUAGCAAAACAUAUGUAGAAGAGAAGUGACAGUUUAUUGUGAUUGUGAAUUGCAAUUGUGAUUUUCAUUUUCUAACGUCUUGUUAACUGAUUGCAACGCAUCUUAUAUUCCGUCUUGUUGUGUAAAUUUUAUUUUAUGGACAUUUUAAGCUCUAAAACAAAUUUUACACGUAUUUAUAAAUAGUAAAAGAGGAUUUUAAGGUUAUUUAUUCAAAUGUAAAAUUUUAAGUAGACUAGACAUUUCUUGAAAUUGUGUGUUGUUUAUCAUUCCUUCAUCCAUGUCUUUUCGAAGCAAAGUAUUGAGUUUGGUUGAUGUGAUAUUGAGAGUUCCUCCACUUUUUAUUAUCGAUGAAUUAUUACGUAUUGGUCUUGGAUUAUCUCAGUCAGAUGAAUCAAGUACAAAAGAGGCAAUUAUUGGAGGUGUUGAAACUGGGGAACCGUUUCCACUGGACAAUGGAUCUGUGUCAGCUGAGACCUAUGAUAGUGAUAUUCUCGGCUCUAAAUUUUUGUUUAUAACAUUUGUAAAAGUGAUUUUUUCAUUUUUGGGUUGUGUUGCUGCAGCAUUCGUGUUCAUGCUAUGGACAAAACACUUAGUGAUCGUGUACAUGUAUGUGAUCUCAGUGGGUAUAGUCUUCAUUUCAUACUGGGUGAAUGUGAGCACAAUGAAGGUCAUCAUAUCCACAACUCAGGGUAGUGUGUUAGAAGACAUUCUUUCACUCAACAUGGGUGCACUCUCAGACCAGAAUGGAAGUUUCAUGGCACUUCUGCAGAACUAUUUUGUACAAAUCGCCUUAGCAUAUAUAUUUUCGUAUGUGCACCUCGGUCCUAGAUAUUCAAUUUUGAAAAGGUUACUGCCAUUAAGUUUUUUAGCCCCAUCGGCCUUGGGGAUGUUGCCACUGCCUCCAACAGUUCUGUACCACGCUCCAGUGUUCUCAGCAUUAUUGCCUUUAGCCAUGGUCAAGUUUGUCCUAUGGUGUAGUGCCUAUCCCAUAUUUCAAACACUUUAUGGAGGUUACCAACACGCAAGAAAUUUUAUAAGUAACUUUGGGCUGUCAGCUCUGGUGGAAACGGAGUGGUUGAGGCUGAACGUGCCAUGUGUGCUGCGCACAUUCUGGUUGCUACGGGUAGCAGAACAGGCCGGUGCCACUCUAUAUGCGUCUUGGCGCAUAUCCCACCCCAUGGCUGACACUCCCUGGCCCUUCAUCCUCACCACCGUCAAGUCUCUCCUUAUCUCCGGCUGUGAGACACUUACUGCAGUCCUCGGCAUGACUUCAGUCAUCUCUUAUGUUUGUCAUUAUAUUGGCUGCUUCUUCCAGUGGGUGUUGCUGACUGAAGACGAUGAUGACAAGAGUAUUGGCACAGUUUCGGCCAUCUUGUUCUACAUCCUCGCACUUCAGACAGGUCUCACAGGACUUGAGCCAGAGAAGCGGUUUGUUCGGCUGUGUCGGAACUUCUGUCUGCUUUUCACAGCUUUGCUUCACUUCAUUCACAACAUUGUCAACCCUCUGCUGAUGUCCCUUAGUGCCUCCCAUAACCCUUGUGUUCACAGACAUAUGCGGGCACUGCUAGUCUGUUUGUUUCUGAUUCUGUAUCCUGUCUCCCUGCUGUUCUACUUGUGGUCCAAUCAUGCUCUUAGUACUUGGUUACUGGCUGUCUCAGCCUUCAGUGUGGAGGUCAUUGUCAAGGUCAUAGUCUCACUUCUCAUCUACUCACUAUUCCUGCUUGACGCUUACCGCUCAACUUUCUGGGAGAGACUGGAUGACUAUGUGUACUACAUCAGGGCAUUUGGCAACACUGUGGAGUUUUGUUUCGGCAUAUUUUUGUUCUUCAAUGGUGCCUGGAUCUUGAUAUUUGAAUCUGGAGGGGCUAUACGCGCUGGCAUGAUGUGUAUCCAUGCUUACUUCAACAUCUGGAGUGAGGCCAGGGCUGGCUGGAGUGUCUUUAUGAAACGCCGCACAGCUGUCAACAAAAUUGAAAGUCUACCAGAGGCAAGUGCAGCACAGUUGGACAGACUGGACGACGUGUGUGCCAUCUGUUACCAGGAGAUGAAGACGGCCAAGAUCACUCGAUGUAAUCACUACUUCCACGGUGUAUGUCUUAGGAAGUGGCUCUAUGUUCAGGACCGUUGUCCUCUGUGCCAUGAUGUCCUGUACAAGGUGGAGAUGGAUGCGAAGGAGGAGAUGGGGAGAGGAACUGGAGCCGAGCGGCUUCUGAUACCUCCUCUACCAGCUGAUGACAUUCCCAGAUGAACAAGGACUACAUAAAGCGGGACAGCCACUUGCUACUGAUGUUCCUCACAGGGUUGGCAGAACAGGAGUUGAUAGACUUAAAACAAUUCUGUCUUAGUAAAUUAUAAUUAGAUCGAAUUGUAUAUUUUGUUGUACAUAAUAUUUAAGGUACUUAAUGGAAAUUUAAUUGAUGUACAUAUAAGUUAAAUUGGGUAAUGAUAGUAAAUUUAAUAAGAAAUACAACUCAAUAUGAUAACUUGGUUUAUAAAAUUAUGGAGUAUAUAAAAUUGUGGAGUAUUUAGUCACAAAGAUUGAAAGGACAAAUUGUUCAAAUUUUAAACAGAGAAAAAAUGUAAAGGAAUUCAGAAUAUUUUAGUGUAUGAAUGUGUAUAUUUAAGUGUUUUUAUUUUUGAGAUUUGUUUUUGUGAUAUUAAAGUUAUAUACAAA